AUGGAUGGAGAGAAGAAGGAGGAGAAGGACGACGUCGACGACGACGAGGAGGAGGAGGAGCAGGGGGAUAAACAUGAAGGAUUUAUUAAUGUUUUCACAAAAAAUAUUUCACAUUCAAAUGAUUGGAAUCUAUAUAAAUUGAAAUCAACUUAUCCUUUAUUAUUAGAUCAUGUUAAUAGUAAUUCAUUAAUUGCAUCACAUUGUUCUACUUCAAUUCGACCACCUUUAUGGUUGAUUUAUAGUUUAAUACGACAUCCAUAUUUAUCUCAACGUGAAUGUGCUCUUACCGGUUACUGUGUUUGGUUACAUUUUGAAGCUAAUAAAUGGAUAAAAAAAUGUGAACAAUUAUCAACCAAUUUCAGUCAAUCUAUGUACUUUGAUUGGUCUAUUCCUGCAACAACAUUACAUCAUCAUGAUCAUCAUCCUACUGCUAAUACUACUAAAAAUACUACUAAUACUACACAAUUGCAUAGAAUUAUACCAUAUCAAUUAUCAAGAAUACCAAAUUGUCAUUCAGAUAUUGAUCUUAAGACUUAUUAUUCUAAUCGUCAUUUAUGUUCUAAAAAAUUAUUAAAUCGUUCAUUAGGUUUAAUUUUACAUGGAUUAGAAAAAUUUUCAUUCAUGAAUUCUAAUGAAAUAAUAAUAGUGAAUAAAUAUUUUAUGAAAACUAAUUGUUUAUUAGAAUCUUCUUCGCAUGAUGUAACUGGAUUUAUCUCUGAACCAACUUACAUUCAUCAUGCUCAUCAUCAGUGUCAUCAUCACCAUCCUAUUAUCUCUGUUGAAUUUGAAAAUAUUAUCAACCAUGCAAAUAAUAAUUCAAAUGUCAAUAAUGCGAGAUAUGAUCAAUUGCCAGCUAAUAAAAAUGCUACUACCACUACUGCUCCUAAUACUACCACUACUAUUAUUGCUACUACCACUGCUACUACUACCACUGCUACUACUACCACCACUACUACUGCUACUACCACUUCUACUACUACUACCACUACUACUGCUACUGCUACUACUACCACCACUACUACUACUACUACUACUACCAUCACUGCUAGUAACAAUAAUAAUAACCGUUGUAAUAAUCCUAAUUUUCAUAAAUAUUAUCUAUUAUCUACAUUUCCAGUGUUAUUUUCAACAUUGAUUGGUAGUUUCAUUGAUGCAUUAAUAAGCUGUAUUGUUAAAUUAAAAAUAAUUAAUCAUACAAAGUUAAAAUCUGAUCAGAAAGAUAAUAAAGAUGAUCAUCACAAAGGAAAUCAUUGUAGUUCUUCUACGGCUACUAUCAAUAAUGACGAUAAUGAUGCUGAUGAUGAAACCAGUACACCAGAGAUUGAUUUAUGUACUUACGGUUUAGAUGCUUUCAUUAUUUUAUUACAGGAUUCAGAUAAUUGUGUUCUUAGUUCGGCUAUCAAAUCUAAUUUAUUACCAGUAUUAUACAAUAUGGCUUGGUUAUUGGAAUUCGGUAUCCAUGAAGCUAAUUCAUUAUUACAUAUGCAUAAUAAUGAUUAUCAUAACACUAAUAGACCAAUGUCUAUUAUUCCAUCUCUCUUAAUGCCUAUUUUCACUAGUUUAAAUCGUUUAAUUGGUCGUGUAAUUAGUUGGAUGAUAAUGGAUGAAAAAUUCAGUAAUGAAUUAAUUCCUUCAUCUUGUCCUGUAUUUCAUUAUUCAUUGGAUACAUCAUUACGAUUUCAGUUGAUAAGAACUUUUCUACAAUAUUUAGUUUCAAUGAAACCUGAUUUAAAUAAUGAAGAUUAUGAUGGUUAUGUUGUAAAUUUGGAAUCAGAAGUACAGUUGAAUCCUGGACCAGUUAGUCGAUGUCUUGUUCGUCGAGUUUUACAUAGUCUUUUAGAAACUUCAGUUAGUCAGCUAGAUCGAAUUGGACAAGAACUUAACAAAUCAGUAGCCUUUAGUCAACAAAAUAUAGGUAAACAACAAGAAAAUGAUGUACAAACAACUACUGAAGAUGGGAAUGUUAAGUAUCUUUGUGAAAAUUUAAAAUUACAUUAUAAUCAUUUAGUAUGGAUAUUAAAUUGUACUGUAAAUGUACUGAUUUAUUCACCUUAUCGAGAUGAACAAAUGAUUAAUAUUCUGAAUCAGUUAAAUUCAAUGCCUGAAACAUCCAAGCAUAAAAAUACAACCAUUUCUCCAGUUCCUGUAAGAACACAACGUUUUCAUGUUGAUUUGGGGGAAGAGAUUGAUGUAGAUCAAAAUAUGAAUCAAGCUUGCACUACUCCUUCUACGCCUAAUCAACAUCAUCAUGAUCUUGGUGAUAGAAAACAAACUUCAUGUGAUCUGUCGAAAUAUUGUUUCCAUCAUGACAGCAACAAGAACUCUAGAUGUGAGGUAAUGAGAGAGAGACAUUUGUUAUUUUCAAAGCAUAAGAGUUUAUUUUUAUGCAUGCAUCAAAGUUUGGAACAAGCUAUUAUCACUUCAAUGUUUACUACAGCACAACAUAUUCAGAAUGGUAAUUUACUAAAAAUUCCAAAUAUUUCAAAUUAUAUAACAACGAAUGAUUUUAUGAAUUUAUACAAUAAAGCACUUGGUCGAAUUCUUGUUUCACGUAUACAAUUACCAGAAAUUGAUGUAACUGUCGAUUUCUUAGUUACCUAUUUAUUAAAACUAUUUAAUGAAGACUCUUAUUUGUUAAAUUCAUGUUUAGCAGCCCUGCCACCAAUGUAUUCCCCUACAUUUUGGAAUAAUUUAAUCACUAUAAAAUAUUGGUUACAUCAAAAUCAAUCAAUAUGGUUCACAUAUAUAUCAUCCAAUACAUUAGAUAUUCAUCAUAAUAUAAAUCAUAAUUUAUUAUUCAACUUAACAACUAAUAAUGAAAUGAAUAUCAUGUCUAAUUAUUAUAUAAAUCAACAAUUAACUCAAUUAUAUACAAUUAUUGAAAUGUUACUUAUCAAUAAUCAUAUUAUCAGUGAUAAAUCAAUACAAAAUUUACCAUCUAUAUUAUUAUCACCUUGGAUACAAGAGAAAUUCAAUCAUGUUACACCAUCUGAAUUGUAUACAUAUCAUGAUAUAAUUAAAAUUGAAUAUAAAAAACUUGGUGAACAAUGGAAAUUAUCACUGCCUGAUCUAAACAAAUUGAUACAUUUAAAACUAUCUACAAAUAAUAAAAGUGUAUCUAUGGUUCAUGAUAAAAAGUCAAUACUUGUUCAAUUGAUACAAAUGUUUUGGCCAAAAUCAACUAAUAGCAAAUUAACAAAUAAUGAAAAUCUCUUUUCAUCAUUGAAUGCUUCAUCGAAAAAAUAUUUACCAAGAAAAUUUCCUAUUACACAAUUGUGUAAUCAAGCACGUAAACAAUGCGUUGAUGGUCAUAAUGCAUGGUUAGAUGCUUAUAGUGAACGUAAACGUAUUGUAGGCCCAUUAGGUACUGUACUUUGGGCUCGUGUAGCUGAGCAUUUAAGUCAUAGCAGAGGAUUAUUUUAUCAUUCGGAAUCUACUCCAUUUGGUUGGUGUGUUGAUCCUGUAGAAGAUUCAUUACGUCAACAUGGUCGAUUUUAUUAUACACAUUUACCAAUGGCUGAACGUUUAAUACAUACAACUUCACGAUCGAAUCUAUUAUCCGCGCGUCAAUCACAUCCACUUGCCUCGUUAAUUGGUUUACCAUCAAUCAUGAAUCAUUCUCCACCUGUAAUUGGUGCAGCUUGUACAUGGCAUAAUUUACCAUUAUGUUCACCAUUAUCAUCUAUUCCAUUAAUACAAUUAGCAUCAGCUAGCCGAUAUCAUAUUCAAGCUGUUUGGGCAUGUCGUUUAGUUGGUAUUCUACAUAUUCCACCUAUUGAAGGCGAUUUAAUACUUGGUCAAACAUGGUUAAGAUUUCAACCUGAUCCAUUAAUGAAUAGAAAUUUAUUGAUGAAUGAUGAUUGUAAUAAUAAUGACAGUAAGAAUGUACAAUUUAUUGAGAUUGAAUCAUUGUAUCCUUAUCAAAGUCCUUCUAAUCGAUUAUGGUUUGCAUGGUCUUUCAAAUCAAUUCAUCAUAUUGAAGCACGUCGAUAUUCAUUACGUGAUAUUGCAGUGGAAAUAUUUCCUGAUGAAACAGAUGUGAAUGCACCAAUGCUUUUUGCUAUGUAUUCUUCUAAAGACAGGGAUAAUUUUAUUGAAACUAUCACUCCUUUAAUUGGUCAUCAUUCAUGUUAUUGUAUUCAUCAUUAUCAUAAUCCAUUAUUAGUGAAUACCGAUGAACAAUCUGCCAUAGCUAAUCCUCUCCCAUCGAUUCAUCAUCAUCAUCAUUGUACUUUUAAACAAUUAAAAAAAUGUAAAUUACAGAAUGUACAACAAGCAUGGUUAAAUGGUGAAUUAUCAAAUUUUGAUUAUUUAAUGAAAUUAAACACAACUGCUGGUCGAAGUUAUAAUGAUUUAAUGCAAUAUCCUAUAUUUCCAUGGAUUAUACGUGAUUAUGAAAGUCUUGUGUUAGACUUAACCCAACCAACUUCAUUUCGACGAUUAGAUCGUCCAAUAGCUGUACAAGAAGACGAUAGAGCUGAAGCUGUAGCAGCACGAUUCAAUGAAGCUGAAUUACUAUCCAAAACAUCAUCUACAUCACAUCCAGAAGCAUCGGGAAUAAAAUCAAAAACGUCUACUUUAUCGAAUUUAAGUAGUGUUUGUCCACCAUAUCAUUAUCCAGCGCAUUGUUCAAAUGAAGCAAUUGUGUUACAUUUUCUUGUUCGUUUACCGCCAUACACUUUUCGUCAUUUACGUUUUCAAGAUAAUAAUUUCGAUGUACCCGAUCGUUUAUUUCAUUCAAUUGCAACAACAUGGCGUUUAGCUACUACUUCUGUUUCAUGUGUUAAAGAAUUAGUACCAGAAUUUUAUUUUCAACCAGAAAUGUUUAUUAAUCGAAGUGGAUUGAAAUUAGGCUGUCGACAACCAGGUGAUAGUGUAGAUAAUGUUGAAUUACCACCUUGGUGUAAAAAUGAUCCACGUUUAUUCACAUUAAUUUGUCGUGCUGCAUUAGAAAGUGAUUAUGUAUCAAUGAAUUUAUCAUAUUGGAUUGAUUUAUUAUUUGGUUAUAAACAAUCUGGACAAAAUGCUAAAGAUUCCUUGAAUCUAUAUCAUCCAUAUACAUAUUUUGGCUCAAUCAAUGUAGAUACAAUAGACGAUCCUAUUUUAGCACAAGCUAUUGAAGGUAUGAUUAAUAAUUAUGGUCAAACACCGAAACAAUUAUUUCACAAACAUCCUCAUCCAUGUCGUAAAUUGCCGAUUUCUAAUGAAGCCAGACUGAAUAUGACGUCAAAAUUUAAAAGUAAAUCCACUGGUACAAUGUAUAAUAUGACGAGUCAAGAGGACGUUGGAGAUAGACGUUCUUCUACACCCGCAUUAUUUAACUGUAAUAAUAUCAGUGAUGACGAUAAGAAUUCAUUACAAGCGUCAACGUUUUCUGUGAGUGAAAAACAAUACUCAUCAGUUAAACUGGAUAACACACCGUUAGAAACUGUGAUUGGAUUAAAAUGGGGUGAAUGGGCAGGUAGUCCACAGGUGAACUCUUUUGAAAUAAUUUGGAAGAAACAGUUCAUCAAUACAAAGUCAUCAGUAUCGAGAAGUACAAAGAAUUCACUGGAACAUUUCGAAAUAUUAAAAAUACCAUUUCUUAGUCAUUUAACCGGUUCUAUAUGGUGUGAAUUCAAUACGAAAGAUACUCAUUUACUUCAUCGUAUGAAUCAACUUAACAGUAUCUCUUCAAUAAAUAAUGAUAAAUUAUAUCAUUCUUGGAAUGGUUGGGUUGAUUUCAACAUUGAUCAUGCAAUUGAUGAAUGUUUCCUGUCAUCAUCCUCAUCAUCUCAUUCUACAGAAAUUUCAUCAUCAUCGUUCACAACAGAUGUUCAUCCUGAUUGUUCAUGGUAUUGGAAAAUUCUUCACUGUGAAUCAAAUGCAUGUAUAUGGGUAUCGUUAUUAUUAGAUAUUAGUAGUUUACAAGAUCAAUUGUAUCCUGUACCACAUUUAAUAAAAUUGAAACCAUCUUUACUAGACAGUAGAACUUUAAAUAUUUUUAUAAAACGUUUACCCAAAGGAUCACAUAGUACUUGUAAUGCUUCUUCUAAUUAUCCUUAUGAUGAACCUUUUGGAACUACUGAUUCCUCUCCAUCAGAACUACAUCGUCUUCAUCAUCAUCAUCAUCAUCAACAUAAUGAUGAGAUAAACUUACAAUUACCAUAUUCAAAUCCUCUUCCAUUAGAUACUGGAAAAUCUUUAAUUACUUCAUUAACUAUUUCACCUAGUUCAAGUCAUGGUAUUCAAUUAUUUGUUGGUACCUGUUUUGGAUCAAUUUAUGUAAGACAAUUGCCUACAAAUUUAUAUGAUAUUUCAUCCAUUGACAGUUGGUUACCACAAGAUUAUCAAGGAGAAUCAUCGUUAAAUGAAAAUAAACUAAAUUGUACAGCAAAUAUUCAUAAACGAUCAAGAAAAGAAUCAACAAAACGAAGCAUGAAACAUUCAAAACUGACUAUUACUACUACUACUACUACUACCCCGAUGAAUCCUACUCAAACUCUUAAUCAUUCUAUUCAUGAUGAGAAUAAUAAUAAUAAUAAUAAAGAAACCGCUGGUUUAUGGGAAAUUACCGGUUGGAAACAAUUAUAUGGUCAUGCUGGACAUGAAAUCACUAUUUUAGUAAUUAAUCGUAAUAAUAGUUUAGUUGCUAGUGGUGAUAAUCAAGGUUAUGUAUGUUUAUGGGAUAGAUAUCGUUUAACAUUAAUAAAAACAAUUAAUACUAAUGUUAUUAAUGAUCAUGAUUAUCAACAAAAUGAAUUCGGUGAUAGUUUAAAUAGUAGUCAAAGUCAUAGUAUCACUACUACUACUACUAAUACCGGUCAGGAUUACCAUAAUAUUAAUGAUUUGAAACAACCCCGUAGACGAUAUUCCUCUAAUCAUCUUACUGUGGAGAAUUCCAUACAUAAAAGUAAUGAAGAUAUACAAAUGAAGAAAAAGAAGACUAUUUUAAGUAGUAGUAGUAGUAGUAGCAGUAGUACUUCAAAAGCUGAUUUUAUAAAUAUCAAUGAUGAUUCAGUAUUAUUGAAUAAUUUUAAACGUAUUGAUGGAAUAUGCUUCAAUUUGACAUCCGGUGAAUUAGUUGUAGCCAAAUGGAAUCAUCCUAAUUUUAAUGUCUGUUGGCUUGGUUUAUAUUCUUGUUCUGGAGUUUGGAUAGCUAAUCGUAUUUUAGAUUUUCUAGCUGAAAUCAAUGAUCCAUUAAUAGAUUCACCUUUAUUACAAAUCUAUGAUGAUAAUUAUCAUCCUUUAGUUCCUAUGGCAUUUUCAACUGUGUCUGAAGGUCGAGGUGUGAAUUGUUUAUUAGUUGGUGGUCCAGGUGGUCGAUUAGUUUGGUUGAAUUCAUGGACAUUGGAUACAAUACGAACAUAUAUGCUCCCAGAUAAUGAUGAAAAUGCACGUAUAACAUCAGUUUGCUUCGGACCAUUGUUGAAUACUACUACUACUACUACUACUACUACUACUAAUAAUAAUAAUAAUAAUAAUAAUAAUAAUAAUAAUAAUAAUGUGAAUUAUCAUACAAAUUCAAAAGAUUUAGGUGAAAUUUUAUGUCAAGGUUUAUAUGUAACUGUUCAAACAGGUUGUUUAUAUCAUUUUGGUCCUAAAUCUACUAUACAAACAUGUCCUACUAUAGAUCAAUUAAAUAAUGAUAACUAUUCAUCUUAUUCAACUAAUGAGCUGCAUAAACAUUCUAUUGUACAUUGGUUAGAUACAUAAUGACUAUGUAUUUAUUUUUAUAUGAUUGUUGUUUAGAAUGAUUUUAAAGAUUUUUAAUUUAACGGACUUCAUUUUUAUUUGUAAAUUUUUUCUCUUUGAUAAAUACAUAUACGUUCUAUUGUAUCAUCUUGUUCGUUCUUUGUUAACUUCUAAUCUUAGCCAUAUUGAUAGAUUCCGACUACUUGGUUGGGGUCCACGUGACUAUCGUAACCGAUGGUUGAAGAUUGUGGAUAACAUGGUGUAUACACUAUCUGUCUUCCCUUAAACGAUAAGAUUAAAAUCGCUUCAUAUCUUU
Messenger RNA from Schistosoma mattheei, 7990 nucleotides. The record is from the annotation of a GenBank genome assembly. Lineage: Eukaryota; Metazoa; Platyhelminthes; Trematoda; Strigeidida; Schistosomatidae.